Glycine soja is the source of this 1268-nucleotide messenger RNA. RefSeq lists its product as uncharacterized. Bases 270 to 1076 code for a protein of 268 amino acids. The record is from RefSeq and is a predicted model, not a curated record. NCBI's taxonomy places the organism in Eukaryota, Viridiplantae, Streptophyta, Magnoliopsida, Fabales, Fabaceae. The transcript is spliced from 5 exons.
ACCGUCCACAUAUUUCGCGGGAAAAAAAGAUUCCCGGCUCUUAUUCAUCAAAAAAUGAUAGAAUUUCCUCUUUGAGCAAUAAAAUUCAGAAAAAAAAUUACAUAAGCUUAAAGAUUCUGUCAGAUUCAUGGUGCUAGUUAUCGUUGAGGGGCCCAAAACCUCUUCUCUCCGUUCACGCCUUCCACAACAACCAACAAGGAAGGGUUUCGUUCUUGUAACUCGAAUUGGCGUCGAGUGAAGUGAAGGGCUUCAAAAACCAGAGGGAAACUAUGAGCAAUCUCAGAACCCUAUGUAGACCUCAGACGGUGUUCUCUUUCAUUAGUUUCCAACACCAAUUUCGUUCUAGGGUUUCCUUUCGAAACCCUAAUUGCAAGCCCCGUUUGUCAUCGCCGUUUCUGUAUUCUACAAUCGCUUCCCGGGGUUCCAAUCCCUGGUUUCGCGUGAACCAGAGGAGAACCGUAGCCAAGGCAACAAACUGGGCGGAACAAAAAUCCCCAUAUGAAACUCUCGAAUUGGAAGGAGAUGCCGAUGAUGAGCAGAUAAAGAAUGCUUACAGACGCUUGGCCAAAUUCUAUCAUCCAGAUGUCUAUGAUGGCAGAGGAACCCUUGAAGAAGGUGAAACAGCAGAAGCUAGAUUCAUCAAAAUUCAAUCUGCUUAUGAAUUGCUUAUAGAUAGGGAGAGGCGAAGACAGUAUGAUAUGGAUAGCCGGGUCAACCCCAUGAAGGCAUCUCAGGCAUGGAUGGAGUGGCUUAUAAAAAAGCGAAAAGCUUUCGAUCAGCGGGGUGAUAUGGCAAUUGCUGCUUGGGCUGAGCAGCAACAGCGCGAGUUAAAUCUUCGUGUGCGUCGACUUUCUCGUUCAAAGAUUGAUCCAGAUGAAGCAAGGAGGAUUCUGGCAAGAGAAAAGAAGGCUUCAGCUGAAUAUUACUCGAAUACCCUUAAAAGGCACACCCUUAUACUGAAGAAAAGAGAUUUGAUGCGAAGAAAGUCUGAGGAAGAAAAGAAGAAGACUAUCAACCGGCUCUUGGCAGCAGAAGGUCUUGAGCUUGAUGAUUCGGAUAGUGAUGACGCACUGUAGUCAACAUGGGGCUCUGUUUCCACAUACCAAUACCUAAUAUUUGAUCAAUACCUUGAUGCUUCCUCGGCGAAUCUAAUUAUUUUUUUUAUUAUUUACAAAAGAUAUAUGUACAUAUAUUUUGUUAUUUCCAGUCUCAAAUGAUAUUUUAGAUUUUCAGUUAUAGCUCAAUACAAUGAUGAUCUUAAAGUUGGA